GCAGUGAAUUGGUCUGAUUUUCGUUUCCUUAAGAAGCACAGAAAGUGUCGGUAGUAGUCGCCAAGUGACAAAUUUUUUAUUUUUUAUUUUUUCAACGAACCGAUUCCGACAAACUCAUAUGCAUAAACCGCGUGAAAAAUUUGCGUUUUUUUUUAUUUUCAAUUUUAUUUUAAUUUUUUUAUAUAUACACAUCACGUUCAUACCUCGUGUUCUUUUAAUUAUCUAAUUUUUUUUUUCAAAAAAAAAAAAUUUACAAAUUUAAAAUAAAAAUACUAUCACCAUGAAAUUAUGAAAUUCCAAAAAUACCCUCAACGCCAUUUUGCAGAGAGUAAAUCAAAAGCGGCGAUAAUCCAGUUUGAUACUCGUGGGUAGAUCGAAAGGAGUAGAGGAGAGGGAGGUAGAUGUCUCCUUCAACUGCAACGUCGUCUUCUUCUUCUUGUUCAUCACGUUCAGCAUCACCGACUACUUUUAUUGGAAAUGGAAGUAGUACUAGUAAUGGGGUUGGGAUUGCGGGUAAGAACUAUAUAGAGCAUCGAGUUUCCAAGAUGGAUACACUUGCCGGUGUUGCUAUCAAAUAUGGGGUUGAGGUGGCUGACAUAAAAAGGAUGAACGGUUUGGCUACUGAUCUUCAAAUGUUUGCUUUGAAGACACUACAAAUACCAUUACCAGGGAGGCACCCACCAUCUCCUUGUUUAUCCAAUGGUUCUACUUCAAGAGGGGAAACAAGCACUGAGAAGUCACCCUCAGAUUUAGGCCAAUCUAAUCUGUUGGAACCAAUCCAAUCUCUACGUUUAAAACCCCCCAAAAAGAAUGUCUCUCCAGCUAUGAGCACUCUGCAGAAGUACUAUGGUCUCAGAUCUUCUUAUCCAAGGGGUGCAGCUGAAGGAACAGAGACAGAGAUGGCAGUUUACAACGCUGUAGGUUCAGAAUUUUUAGAUGAUCGGCUGCUGCCAAAAGCCUCACCGCUUCCGGAUCUUGUGGACCACCACCGGAAGUCAGCAAAGUUCAACAAUGGUUUCAUGCCUGAGAAUGGUGCAGCAGCUGAUUACCUGAUCCUUUCAGAAGCUGGUGAUGGGGAAAGUGAGAAGUCUGAUGAGAAGUCUAUGCGAAGGCGUUCGAAAGCUGAAGUUGAUUUUGUAGGUGGCACACCAGAAAGGACUUUGAAGGGUGAAAACAGUGUGGGAAGUGGUGGUUUCUCUGGCUCAGCAGGAAAGAGGCCGAAAUCAGCAAGCCGAUCAGUGCUUCAGUCUGAUACAGAGUCAGCAUGGUUGAAUCCUAUUCCGGUGGGAUUAGGUGAUUCUUUUAUCGCAGAUGGGACGGUUUCGGUUCGUAAAUCAUCAAGCACAUCAAGCCUAAAAGACCAGGAAAAUAGUAAUUCUUCAUCAGUUUGGCCAACAUCAAGAUGGAGCUUGAAAUCUGACUUGCAAGCUCUAUCAACAGCAGCCAUUACCAUACCAAUAUUCGAUGGCUUACCAAAACCCAUAACUGGACGCAGAAAAGCUGCCCUUGAUUAGAGUAAUUCUUUUGCACAUUUUUAUAUAAUCAUUUUGUUACUUUUACUUCGAUCCAAAUGGGGGCUGAAAUUUCUCAGCUGGACAUUCCUCUACAGUCAUACAUCAUAUGGUUGCUGUGUGUAAUUGAAAGGUGGAAAAAUACGUGAGAAAGGAAAAGGGGUUGAAGAAAAAAUGGCUAGUUAAAAGGGUUUACACCCUCAAAAAAUGAAGGGCUCAAGUUAAUGGGUUUACACCCUCAAAAAAUGAAGGGCUCAAGUUAAUAAUUCCAUAUUAAUUGUAUUGUACUCUAAUAGUUAUUUGUCUUUAAUUAUUAUUAUUUUUUUGUAUAGAAUAAGUUAUUUUUUUAUUAUUAUUGGAAACCUAAAAAUUUAGGGUACGAUGGGUGACACUUUUGUUUUCUUUUAAUAAUAAUUUUGAGAAAAUCCAAAGUUGUUCUUUGA
Messenger RNA from Ziziphus jujuba (common jujube), 1954 nucleotides. RefSeq lists its product as uncharacterized. Bases 402 to 1514 code for a protein of 370 amino acids. Lineage: Eukaryota; Viridiplantae; Streptophyta; Magnoliopsida; Rosales; Rhamnaceae. The record is from RefSeq and is a predicted model, not a curated record. The transcript is spliced from 4 exons.